UUUAUACUCGUGCAUGCAUCGAUCACAUUCUUGAUUCUCCACAUCAACACAACAAUUGGUCGUUCUCACGCCAUGCGUGUGAGCAUGUAUUACCAUCUUCUCCUCCAGUUCGUGGUGGCGAUAGCCAUUUCGAGGAGCAGCUGCGUCGUCGCUCUGGACGUGGGGUACUACGCCUCAACGUGCCCCGGUGCCGAGGCGACAGUGCGGCAGGCCAUGGAGCAGCAGUUCUACAACGACAACACCAUCGCCCCCGCCCUCAUCCGCAUGCUCUUCCACGACUGCUUCGUCAGGGGAUGUGACGCGUCGGUUAUGAUCAUCCCGACGGCGGCGCGGUCAUCGGAGCGGGUGGCGAUCCCGAACCAGACGCUACGUGGCUUCAACAUCAUCGACCGUGUCAAGAAGGUGGUCGAGGCUGCCUGCCCCGGCGUAGUCUCCUGCGCCGACACGCUGGCGCUCAUGGCGCGGGACUCCGUCGUCCAUCUCGGCGGCGCCGAGUACGACGUGCCCCUCGGCCGCCGCGACGGGCUCCAGUCCAACGCGUGGGAGGUCAACCUGCCCGCGCCCUUCGCCCCGCUCGACGACGUGCUCGCCGCCUUUGCCUCCAAGGGCUUCUCCGCUGAGGAGACGGUGGUGCUCCUCGGCGGCCACACCGUUGGCGCCACCCACUGCGCCGCCUUCCGCUACCGCCUCAGGAACGCUGACGACGGCACCAUGGACGAGAACCUCCGCCGCGACAUGACCGCCGCGUGCGGCAUGAGCGACAUGGCGCCCGAGGACGACCCCACCGAGUUCCUCGACCCGGGCACCCCAUUCGUCGUCGACAACGCGUGCUUCGGCCAGAUGAUGGGCAACCGGAGCCUGCUGCAGGUGGACCAGGAGGCCGCCACGCACGCCAUCACGGCCGGCCACGUGGCGUACUACGCGGCCAGCCCCGAUGCGUUUCUACUGAGGUUCUCUGAGGUCAUGGCCAAGCUCGCCACCGUCGGCGUGCUCGAGGGUGAUGCCGGCGAGGUUAGGAAGGUGUGCUCUGCGUACAACAAAUGAAUUGUUUCGUCCAUCACUGAGCUCUAGUGAGACAAAUUAGAUUGGUAAUUAACUACAGAAGAAUAGGAAAUUCAUUUUGGUUUCUAGAUAUAGAUGCAUCCACUGUCCAAAAACGUUUUUCAAAAUGUUCAAAAAAAAUCCGAUAUUAAUAUUAGGAUGUACAUCGAGAUUUUCUACGGUUGCGCGCAGAAUUUCGUGGAAAAAGUUUAUUUCUUGUGUCUUGCAUAGAAGGGACAAUUAUAGAGGCACCAAAAUUGCUUUUUCCCGAGACAUGUCGUUAUUUUCUUUUUACAUAGGCCACAAAGAAUGUUCUUUUUCCGUGGAACUUCGUGUGUGAACUAUAGAAUAUCCGGAUGUACACUAGAGGUUGUUUAUCCGAAUUUUUUAACAUUCUGAACUUUAUCUGAAAUACAUUUUUCAUAAUGAGUGCAUGUAUACCUGUGAGCAAAAAUACCAUGUUCCAGAAGAAUUCAGUUCUUAG
Messenger RNA from Lolium perenne, 1525 nucleotides. Its product is annotated as peroxidase 44. Lineage: Eukaryota; Viridiplantae; Streptophyta; Magnoliopsida; Poales; Poaceae. Gene Ontology annotation, molecular function: heme binding; peroxidase activity. Gene Ontology annotation, biological process: hydrogen peroxide catabolic process; response to oxidative stress. The record is from RefSeq and is a predicted model, not a curated record.